AAAAUUUGGAUUUCUGUGAAUGUUUGAAACCUUCCGAAGCCAUGAAUGCCACCCAGCUAACGGAACUGAUGAGCAGCCACGACUUUAUGCAGUUGCAGCAGCAAUUGCAUCAUAACAACAACAAUUACAACACGGACGGACACAAUGGCCUGUCCCCGGAAUCGGCGGAGGGGCUUUCACGGCCCGUGCGACGCGCCACCAGACGCACCUCACAGUUAAGCAAUAACACCUGCGACCUGGAGAUGACAGAUUCCAGCUCGCAGAGCGACGAUACGAGCGGCGGCGGCGGGAGCAGCAACGGCGGUGGCAGCAGCACCACCACCAAUGGCCAGCAGCAGGGCGGUUCUCAGGAGAGCCAGCGGGCCUCAAGUCGGGGGCGGGGCCAGCAGGCCGGAAACGGAAGCUGCUCCUCGAGCCUAACGCCCAACAGCGCCCACUCCAGCUCGUCCAAUGCCAAUUCAAGCUCAAACCGGCGGCGCAAGGGCGCCUUGAAUGCCAAGGAGCGGAACCUUCGGCGUCUAGAGUCCAACGAGCGGGAAAGGAUGCGGAUGCACAGCUUGAACGAUGCCUUCCAGUCGCUUCGAGAAGUCAUUCCCCACGUGGAGAUGGAGCGGCGACUCUCCAAGAUCGAGACCUUGACGCUGGCCAAAAACUAUAUCAUUAAUCUGACGCACAUUAUACUCUCCAAACGGAACGAAGAGGCCGCGGCCAUGGAGCUGAAUUCUGGGGCCGUCGGCGGCGUUCUGCUUUCCAAUCUUACGGCGGAGAAUGGAGGAGGGGGUGGAUUGAGUGGCGCUACCAUUAGUGCGAAUGCGGCCACGCUUUGCUUCGAGGACACGAUGCCCAACGGGGCAUCCUACGACUGUGCUCUCCUGGCCGCCUCCGAUGGCAGCUUGCUAAACGCCACCGCUGUGGCAAACACAGCCUCCUCGAUGCAGAGCCUCCAGCCCCAAAGCAUGCACAUACAAACGCCGCUGGAGCAUCAACAGGCCAACCUGCCCCACCAUCAGCAGGCGAUGCUUAGCCAUGUUCACAUGGGAGGCACGAUGUUGCAAUCGCAGCAGCAGCAACAGCAACAUCAGCAGCAGCAACAGUCUACUCUUAUACUCAAUGGCAACACUCCGGUGGGCGUGGGAGUGGGCAUUGGAGUGGGUGUAGGUGUGGGGGUGGGAGUUGGGGUCGGCAGCAAUUCCGGAACCUUCCCGGAUGUUAACGAUAAUUUCGAUGAACCAUUCCGGGAGUUUUUAUAAGCCCCAGAGUGGGGUGAUUAUCUAAUGAAAGCUCUAUAGUAAGUAACUCUGUAUUAAAACUUCAUUAACAACGUAAUAGUAAAUUAAUGUAAGGAUAAACAAAAUUGUAAAGGUGUCCUUUAUUUGAUCAAUUAAUUAGUGCUACUGAUCAUCCAUUUAGUCACUUGUGUUGCACAAAAAAUUGGUUUUAUAUAUUUUUUAGUAAAAUUUU
Molecule: messenger RNA, 1461 nt
Organism: Drosophila bipectinata
Lineage: Eukaryota; Metazoa; Arthropoda; Insecta; Diptera; Drosophilidae
Gene: dimm
Product: basic helix-loop-helix family member dimmed
Biological process (GO): sensory organ development; positive regulation of transcription by RNA polymerase II; axon development
Cellular component (GO): nucleus
Molecular function (GO): E-box binding; protein dimerization activity; DNA-binding transcription factor activity, RNA polymerase II-specific
Source: RefSeq, a predicted model, not a curated record